GUCCGCUCUGCUGUGGACACUGAUAUUUAUUAAAGAGCUCAGGUUUCCUCUUUGUUUCAGAGGAAAUUAGGGGUUGAUUGUGGAGGAUCCAGGGUUCUGGGUUUCACUGUCAGAGGAGGAACAAUACUUAGAUAUGUGAAGGUCGACAUGGAGGUGCUCCUCUAAUAAUAUCAUUAUCUAGUUUGCAGCUAGCUUCAGAUCUGGCCUGAAAAUGGGAAUGAUCUGUGGUAAGGUGCAAAGAAAAGGGACUUUUUAAGCCAGCUUCGUGACGGACAUUCUGUACGAAUGUUUUGGUAGCAGUGCAUCCAUUGAGGGAACUACAGAGAGACACAUGGAGAAGAAAUACCCACUAAUAGCAGGAAGAGAAAAAGGGCCGGGCCCCGGGCGAUACGGGCUCCCUCCCACCAUUGGGUUUAUAGGCCAUGACUUCACCAAGUCCACCAGCCCCGCCUACUCCUUCCAUGGCAGGAUGAGUGACACCAUGUAUUGUGUAGACUCAAGUCCGGGGCCGCAGUACCGCGUCGAUGCCAAAAUCACCCGCUUUGGGAGGGACGGCACGCCUGCUUACUCCAUGCUGGGCCGAUCCAAGGCACAGAAGGAGCUUUUCCAGACACCUGGCCCAGGAGCAUACAGCCCUGAGAAAACCCCCCCAUGCAACCUGCAGCGCAGACCCCCCUCCUACACCAUGGGCUCCCGUACUCACUACCGGAGCGUGGACCCAGUACCGGCUCCGAACAAGUACUGUCUCCCUCCUCUCAUGGGCCCUCAGGUCCCAAACAAGCAGGCGAGCGCAAGCUACACGAUGUCAGGUAGUUACAGCGCAGGGGGGCCGUCAGUGGAUCUAGCCCAGACCCCGGGGCCGUGCAGAUACAACAGCACGGACCCCAGUGUGUAUCUACCCAGACAGCCGGCCUUCUCCAUGCUGGGACGCCACAGCGUACCUAAAGAUGCCACCAAGAAACCCGGACCAGGAACUUAUAAUCCAGAGAAAGUGACGGUUCACAAGGCCCGGGCCCCGGCCUUCUCCCUGGGCGUCAGACACUCAGAGUUUGUUACUCCACUGGUUGUCUAUGUUUCUGACUGAACGUCUUCACAAUGAAAGAAACAUAACGACGUGAUCUGGCAGAAAAAUGAGCAAACAUAUGUGAAGAAGUACAUUUAAUUUUGUUCUUUCAGCAACAAAGAAUGUGUUGAGUCAACCAUGACUCACUUUCAACAUUUAGAAUAUCUAGAAAUAAUAUUAUGUACAUAACAAAUAUAAGUUUACAGAACAGGAAAAACAAAGCUUUUAGGAUAAAAAAGUGGGCUUGAGAAAAAUGAAAUCCUAUGCCUGUAGGAUACUCAGUAAAUAAAGGUAUCAUAACAAAAUGACAUCAGAAAAGAUUCUUUAAAUGUAUUAAAAUAUACAUUUGACAGGCAAACCCCACCUUCAUAUUGUUUAUAAGGUUAUCACUCACAGUGGAAUCAGGUUGCCUCUCAUUACCUCUAAAAAUUGAGGAAGUUGGAAAGGACAAAAACACACAACACAACUAAGGGUUUCUACACAAUACAUUAGAACAUAUGUAGGUGUGUUUGUAGGAGAUGGAUGGUUCAAAUA
Gymnodraco acuticeps is the source of this 1597-nucleotide messenger RNA. It is a transcript of the gene cimap1d, whose product is annotated as outer dense fiber of sperm tails 3-like 2b. The record is from RefSeq and is a predicted model, not a curated record. Bases 332 to 1084 code for a protein of 250 amino acids. Lineage: Eukaryota; Metazoa; Chordata; Actinopteri; Perciformes; Bathydraconidae. The transcript is spliced from 4 exons. Gene Ontology annotation, cellular component: cytoskeleton.